This is a messenger RNA of Bipolaris victoriae FI3, 972 nucleotides long. RefSeq lists its product as hypothetical. The transcript is spliced from 2 exons. Bases 1 to 972 code for a protein of 323 amino acids. Gene Ontology annotation, molecular function: oxidoreductase activity. NCBI's taxonomy places the organism in Eukaryota, Fungi, Ascomycota, Dothideomycetes, Pleosporales, Pleosporaceae. The record is from RefSeq and is a predicted model, not a curated record. Gene Ontology annotation, cellular component: mitochondrion.
AUGGCCCUCCCAAUCCGUAAAGUCCUCAUCCCAACCCACGGUGACCCCUCGGUCGUAACCCUCACAACCACCACCCUCCCACCCCCAUCCUCAUCCGAAGUCCAACUCAAAAUCCUCUACUCCAGCAUGGGCGGCAGCGACAUCCUUAUGCGGCAAGGCAUCUACCCUCUCCAACAAAAAGCCCCUCUAACCCCGGGCUACACGCUCAUCGGGCGCGUACACAAAAACGGCGCUCGUAGUAAAAAGUUUACAGAAGGCACUCUAGUAGCAUGUCUCUGUGUCUACGACGGCCAGUCCACAUUCAGCAACCAGCCCGAAAAAUACCUCGUAAAAGUGCCCGAAGGAGUAGAUUUACAACAGGCCGUCGCGCUAGUGCUGGAUUGGAGUACAGCGUACGGCCUUGCUUAUCGCGGUGCGCAGAUUACACCUGGAAAGAGGGUGUUUAUACACGGGCUCAGCGGUAGUGUCGGGUACGCGCUGCUGACGUUUUGUAAAAGGCAGGGUGCGAGUGUGUACGGUACUGCUGCUGCGCAUAACCACGCUGCGGUGAGGGAAGCCGGCGCCACGCCGUUCGUCUACACUGACAAAGACUGGAUGCGCGUCAUGAAAGACAUGGGCGGCGCGCAUGUAGUGUAUGAUGCGUUGGGAUUUGCCUCCUGGGACGAGAGUUGGAGCAUCCUUUCUUCCGACCGAGGUCAUCUUUUUGCAGAUUGCAAAGUUGCUGGCCAAGGGCAAAGUGCCGUUUUGUCCGUAUCGCACGUCGUUUUUUAUAUCAACAGGGAUCAGAAGACGUAUAAGCCGGAGUUGGAGGCGCUGUUGGAGAUGCUGGUGAGAGGCGAGAUUAGGGUGCCGGUUAGGAAGGUGUGGGGGUUGGAGCAGGUACCCGAGGCGCAUCGGGUUUGGGCAAAGGGACCUGGGGUUGGUGCUGUUGUGGUGAAGGUGGCGGAGGAUGAGGGUGUAAGGUUGGUAUAA